Molecule: messenger RNA, 1423 nt
Organism: Vespa mandarinia (Asian giant hornet)
Lineage: Eukaryota; Metazoa; Arthropoda; Insecta; Hymenoptera; Vespidae
Biological process (GO): regulation of transcription by RNA polymerase II
Cellular component (GO): nucleus; transcription regulator complex
Molecular function (GO): DNA binding
Source: RefSeq, a predicted model, not a curated record
GACAAACUGUUCACGACCGAUUCUUACCGAGCGACUGUAUGCUCAAGCGCACGAUACGUUAUUCGAAUAUAGAAUCCCAUUAAAAUCAUAUACGGUAGAAAUGAUGCGAUGUAGAAAAGUCGAUCAGAAUUAUCAUUUUUGUCGCGUUAUGUGGAUAAGAAUGAAAGAUUGUUUGGAAAAUCUAUCUAAAAUUUGUACAUCGUGUACAUCAAACGUGAAAUGAUAUGGACCGAUAAUAACAAACCGCGUGUGAAAGGUCCACUUAAAGUCAGGAUACAAGAUGAUGCCAACAAUGCCACCAGAUUCUCAUAAAAUUUCUUUAAAAAUAAUUGAAGCUAUCAAGCAACAUCCUGUUCUCUAUAGUUCCGAAGUUAAGGGAUCUUCCAUUAAGCUACAAGAAUUUAAACAGAAAGUUUGGAAACGUAUUUCGGAUGAGCUUGGUCUCGAUCCAACUUGGGUUAGAUUAAGGUGGAAAAAUCUACGGGAUACCUAUUGCCGCAUCUUAAAGUACAAAAAUAAGACUGAGAAAGGUGUUAGAAGAAAGAAAUGGAUUUUUGAAGAUCAUUUGAGUUUCUUAAAAUUUCCGUACGAAUCAGAUUAUCAACCACAAAGUAUAGAAUUGUCAGAAGAAUACAUACAAGAUAUAAAUGCAGGUGGAAUAAGUUCGGAAGGUCUUCUUGAACAAUUAGAAGAUCGCAAUGAUGAAGAUUAUAGUGAAUAUUUAGAGGUACUAGAAGAGACAACGGCUGAUCCAGUUUUAGUGGAUACUGAACCUUUAGAAAUGUUAAAUACCAGUGAUCAACAUUUAGCUGAGAAUAUACAAAUAGAAAAUGACCAAAUACAACAACAUCAUCAAGAUGUGGAUACUUACGUUCAACAAAUACAAUCAAAAUAUAGAAAGAUAAGACCGAAGAGGUUAAAGGUGGAACAUCCGUCUAGUACAGAGGUGCCUAACACGUAUAGUAUUUUAAAGACUCCUUCGAAAACUAAAAACAUGGUCUCUAUUGAUAACAAUCCUAUAACUACACCUAUUUUCAUAACCAGUUCAUCUACUACAACUACACCUACGACGCCUAUAAAAGGAUUAAAUAAUGUACAAGAAGAUGGAGAAAGGAAUCUAGAACAAGUUUAUCUAGCGCCGGAAGGCAAAAGCAGUAUAGAACUGUUUUUUGACAGUAUGGCACAAACAGUCAAGAGAUUACCACCAAAAGCACAAGCUGACAUAAAAAUGAAUAUUUGUAAAAUUGUUACAGAGGCAGAGGUACGAUUUUCGGGACAAAAUACGGCACAAAGUACGCAACAAUUUAUAACACCGCCAGGCAUGAUUCCAAAACUGGUAUUGAUUCCUUGUAAUAUGAUAGACCAGCAGAAUAAUAAAGGUUGACAGUUUCUAAAUUGUAGAUACUAUCACUGGGAGAACUUA